AUUUGUAAUAAAUCACAGUAUUACAUCUUAAAUAUUAUUAGUGGUUAUUGUUAGUCAGAGAAUGUUUGUAAAGAUGCUGGUGGUAUAAUAAACCUCUGUUAUGGCAACAGCUUAAAAAAUGGACAUCAUGUGAUAAUAAAUAAAACAAAUAUUUUGUAUUUUAUAAAAAAAAGUACAAGUAUAUUUGUAGAUGUUUGUAAUUAUGUAUUUGGUCUUUCAGAGAGAAAAAGAAAACAUUACAAAAGUUUAACUUCCGUUUUGUCUGGCUGGCAUGUGGUUAACUUGACGCCUCGUCCAGUCUGGAGGGGUGUGUUCACAGAUUUAAAUCCCUCACACAUGCGUAGACGCUGAUCCGUGCUGCUGGGUGCGCCAUAUUGGCUGGUUUACAUGGGGAGUGGAGUUGGACAAGCCGCUUGAAAAACCGAACCAGUUUCUGGACGUGAAGCAUUGCAAUGUUAACAACUAAAUUGACGCGGUAGGAUUUAUUUGUUUUCUCGAGUGCAAAGUCUUUCAUUUGCAAAAAAAAUUGCUCGCCAUUUCCCCGUGAAGACGUCCUCUACCAACUCGAGUCCAAUGGAUCCCAGGACCGCUUGGAUCCAGCCGGAGCAGAAGGGACCUGCCAAUUCCCUGUGGAUGCACAUUUGGGAAACCUCUCAGGGAUUUGGAGCAAACUCCGGCAUCGACAACCACCUUCACCACCAACGCAACUUCGCAGCGCAAAACGCGAACUCGACGGAGUCCAACAGCGAGUAUUGCAAAAAUGUAGCGCCGCCGCCGGGCUGUGUGUUCGGGAAGCUGUCGAAGCGAGACGGCGGCGGCGGCGGCGGAGAGAGGGGGAAUGUCCGGAGGAAGGCUUCGCUGUCGCCGUCCUCCUCCUCUCUGGACUCGGAGGCCGAGAGCUCCUCGCCUUCCGGCUCCUCUCUGCAAAUCGAUAAUUUGAACGUCGCAGAAGAGGCCAGCCGGUUUUUACACUACGGCGAGCAGGAGUUGAACGAGGACAAUCUCAGACGACAGUAUCCUCCUCCUCCUCCUCCUCCGCCUUUUCACAGCGUUCAGCAACACUGUCGCAGCAUGCAACAAUCCGGCGGCCACACCCCCACCGGGACGAAAAAUCAGCAUGGGAACAAGCACCACCACCACCACCACCACCAUCAGUCACAGGCGACCGGCCGCAGGAGGCACCUGAACAGGGCGAACACGUUCCACGGCAUCAACCCGCUGCUCUCCCAUGUCUGCAAUGGACAACAUGUAGACUCUUCUUGUAGUAGCCUGUGGAAAACCAGGCGGUACAGCCCUGGCAUUAAUGGUCUCCAUGAAGAAAUUGUGGACUUCUUCAACUUCAUGUCACCGCGACCAGAGGAGGAGGCCAUGAGGAGAGCUGUCGUGAACAGAAUAGAAAGUGUCAUCAAGGACUUGUGGCCCACAGCACGGGUGGAGAUAUUUGGCAGCUUCAGCACAGGACUUUAUCUUCCAUCGAGUGACAUUGACCUGGUGGUGUUUGGAAAGUGGGACCAUCCCCCACUGCAGGAACUGGAACAAGCCCUGAAGAAACACAAUGUGGCUGGGCAAUAUCCCAUUAAGGUCCUCGACAAAGCUACAGUGCCAAUCAUUAAGCUAACUGACCAUGAAACAGAGGUGAAAGUGGACAUCAGCUUCAAUGUAGAGACGGCCGUUAAAGCAGCACAGUUCAUCAAAAGCUAUCUUAAGAAGUACACUGUUCUGCCGCCUCUGAUCUUCGUCCUGAAGCAGUUCCUCCUGCAGAGGGAUCUGAAUGAAGUCUUCACUGGAGGGAUCAGCUCUUACAGCCUUAUUCUAAUGGCUAUCAGCUUCCUGCAGUUACACCCUCGAAUCGACACACGACGUGCAAACAUCAACCUGGGCAUCCUGCUGAUCGAGUUCUUUGAGCUGUACGGCCGCGAUUUUAACUACAUGAAGACCGGCAUCCGGGUGAAGAAUGGAGGAGCUUACCUGUCCAAGGAGGAAACGCUCAAAGCCAUAGGGAGUGAAAACAGGCCAUCCAUGCUCUGCAUAGAAGACCCAAUACAGCCAGGGAACGAUGUGGGCAGGAGUUCGUAUGGUGUUUUGCAAGUCAAGCAGGUGUUUGACUUUGCCUACAUGGUGCUGAGUCACGGAGUGUCUCCUCUAGCUCGCGCUUACCCCAACAAAGACUAUGACAGUACUUUAGGACGCAUCAUCAAGGUCAGCCCCGAGGUGUUGGCCUACAGGGACUGGACAAUUAAGAAGUGGGGAGCCAAGCAGUAUGCCAAGCUGGAGAACCAUGAUGUCGAGACCUGUGAGCAGGACCUGGCCAGGCUGAUGCUGGUUUCUGUGGAGGAUCAGAGAGACUCUUCCUCCCCCCUCAGUACUGACUCCCCCUCACCUUCUCCAGUCUUCCUCCCCAGCCCGCAACACCACUCGUCUUCAUCAUCCUCUGCCUGCUCGCUCUCCUCAUCCUCCGGUAGUGACAUAGAGUCUGAUUCUCCCCCGAGCAGUAAUUCUACUAUCCAACUCCAUCCCCUAACCCUGGCCUCAGUCCAUUCAGUGCUCCAGAUGGCUACUGACCUGAGGGCCACUCAUCCAGCAGGCUUUAUCCACACCACGCCUCAGGUCCAGAUGUCCCUCCCAGAGAACCUUACCAUCUCCUCGCUCGGUGAUUGCCAGUUCUACCAUGAAAAUCCACCUUCAAUCAGUGUUGUGCAUCGUCACAUGUCGCAAGCCGCCCACAUCUCCCAGCACACUAACUCCACAAGCCCUCUCCCGAGCCCCCUCCACCAGCUCCACCACCCUCAGAUGGGAGGGCAUCAGAGCCACACGUUCACCAUGAGAUCCAAUUCCCAUGGCUCACUUGAGCCGCACAAAGUUGGCUUCAAGCACAACCAAGGUGGAAGCCUCCGAGGUCAAACCCACUCUCAAGGUAACUUCAGUCCCCAGCGGCAGUUUGUUCCCCAGGGUCACAACGCGGCACCGGGUUUCAGGAACCAGCAGCAGUACAACCGUAACACCUGGCGGCGCAGGAAGAGGGAAAAUCUUCCCGCUCUUAACCAGAGCAGAUGAGAGACAUGCAUGACUUAACUGGCAAUGUUUUUUAACACCUCACUCGGCCCAUCAUGAGUCUUGGAGUAGAGGAGCUGUGAAGUAUUUAUGAUACAGCUAUUUUUUUUUUUUUUUUUUUGUUGGAGGCUCUCUCAAAAACACACCUACUUGGUCCUGGAAUUCACAAGUCAAUGGAAGUUGUUUCCAGAGGUGUCGAAUGAUUGAUCUCUGCUAGCUCUUUAGCAAGCACUAAGUGAUGCUACAAGGCUCUUGCAGCUGAAGGAAGACUGUAAAAGGACUAAAGUCUUAACUGUGCUCAUUUUUUUUUUUACAUCCGGCUGAUGAUAGUCAGAGGCCCUUCCUCUAAAUUUCAUGCACACCAGCACGGACUUUGAGUUGGAUUACUGAUUCCCACACUGGGUCUUACUCCUCUUCCAGUGUCCCUUCCCAGCAGCUAAAGACUCUGGCUGGUUGGCUAAAGUGUUUCGAUCAAGCAUUGAGUUUCCAUUCAACUUGAAAACCUUUUAGAAAGCAACAUUAUGUGCCAUAGUACCGAACUGAUUUUCAAACCUGGUCGCUCUUGAAGUUUUGAAUCUUAUUGGGCCUUUUUUGAGGUUUUGGGCUCAUCUGGUCUUCUGAAUGCAACUCCCUAUCGGCUACGAUUUCAGAGUGCUCACAGCUUGGACUAUCAUCUACAAAUUGUACUCUGGACCGGAGCGAAGCACUACCUUUCUACCUAUGCAGCGCAACGCUGACUUGAUGUUUUUGGUGUGACGGCACAAAACGGACCUUGUCUCAAGUGCUUAAACUGUGAUGACUUGUCUGAAUGUACCAAAUGUUUCUCCUUUUUGUGUGUUGGUCAUUUGUUCUCUUGUUUUUGUCACCAAGGGCUUUUUUUUUUUUUUUUUGUCACAUUCGCACUAUUAUGUUUUGUUUUUGUAUUGUCAACAUUGCCACCUUAUUUUAUGUUUGUUGCGUUCAUGUGCAAUAAUUGCUUUUAUUUAAUUUAUGUCACAUUUUGGUUUUAUUUUAGUGGUUGUCCCCACUAUAAGUUGGAUUUUUUUUUUUUUUUUUUUGUAGACAACAUUGAUCUGUGCAAUAGAUGGA
Anoplopoma fimbria (sablefish) is the source of this 4140-nucleotide messenger RNA. RefSeq names its product terminal nucleotidyltransferase 4A-like. The transcript is spliced from 12 exons. Gene Ontology annotation, biological process: RNA 3'-end processing. Gene Ontology annotation, cellular component: nucleolus; TRAMP complex. NCBI's taxonomy places the organism in Eukaryota, Metazoa, Chordata, Actinopteri, Perciformes, Anoplopomatidae. The coding region runs from base 574 to 3054 and encodes 826 amino acids. The record is from RefSeq and is a predicted model, not a curated record. Gene Ontology annotation, molecular function: poly(A) RNA polymerase activity; mRNA binding.